AUGGACGAAAUUAUGCUAGACAAAAGAGCUCCUGUUGAAGGAGCAAUUCAUAAACGUACUCCCCAGAGACCAGCGUCUGUACCGACUGAUAUAUACAUUUCAACCAAAAGCAAGAGAAGUGCGAUAGUAAAGCGUGUACGAAGACUAAUGCUCAAAGAAAACCACAAAUCAGUCGUUAUACAUGGAUUAGGAGCUAUGGUGAUCAGAGCCGCAUCGAUGGCAUUAGCGGCGCAGGAAGCUUUAGAAAACCAAGUUACUCUAAAACCAACUACAGAGACAAUUUCAUUAAUAGACGACAUUAUACCUGAUGAUAUGGACAAGGACCUGGAGACCCAAAAAAGACAAAACUCAAUUAUACACAUCACGUUAGAAGCCAAAGACGGAUUAGCAGAACUACAACGAAAAACGGGGCAGAUCAUCCAUCAUCCUUCGAGAAAUAGAAGAAGCAGACGCUGGCAGUAA
Molecule: messenger RNA, 462 nt
Organism: Mucor velutinosus
Lineage: Eukaryota; Fungi; Mucoromycota; Mucoromycetes; Mucorales; Mucoraceae
Exons: 3
Coding region: 1-462 (153 amino acids)
Biological process (GO): tRNA 5'-leader removal
Cellular component (GO): nucleus; nucleolar ribonuclease P complex; ribonuclease MRP complex
Molecular function (GO): nucleic acid binding
Source: RefSeq, a predicted model, not a curated record